AUGAUUUUCAAGAGUUUACUAGCAGGUACUGGUGCGAAGCUCUUGACCAAGUCGUCAUACACAAUUUCCAGAAAUGCUUUAUGUAACUUGCGUCGUUUCGCUACACAGAGGCCAAAGGGUAUCAAUAUUUUGAGAAACUCAGUUUGUCAGAGGUCUCUCGUCCGUCCCUUUUCCGCAAGCUCAAUGAUCAAGCAAGCUGAAGCUGUCAGUGUGCCAAAAACUUUACUAAAUUCUUCCAAUGUUGUAGGUUAUUGGUUAAUUGGAACAUCGGGUCUGGUGUUCGGAAUUGUUGUGUUGGGCGGGCUCACGAGGCUGACCGAAUCUGGAUUAAGUAUUACCGAAUGGAAACCCGUCACAGGAGCGUUGCCACCUAUGAACCAGGCAGAUUGGGAAGAGGAGUUCAGGAAGUAUAAAGAAUCGCCAGAAUUUAAGCAAUUAAACUCUCAUAUCGAUUUGGAUGAGUUUAAGUUUAUUUUUUUCAUGGAAUGGAUUCAUAGACUCUGGGGUCGUGCCAUUGGUGCAGUUUUCCUGCUUCCGGCUGUAUAUUUCGCAGCUACGAGAAAAACAUCUGGACAUGUCAAUCGAAGAUUAUUCGGCUUGUCCUUGUUGCUGGGUCUGCAGGGAUUUGUGGGAUGGUGGAUGGUCAAGUCAGGUUUAGAUCCGGCCCAAUUGGAAGAGAGGAAAUCAAAACCAACUGUUUCCCAAUACAGAUUGACGGCCCACUUGGGUAUGGCCUUUUUGUUAUACAUGGGCAUGAUUUUCACUGGUUUUGAAAUACUAAAAGAAAACAAAUGGAUGAAAAAUCCUGCUAAGGCUUUGGAAUUAUUUAAAAUGACUGAUAGUCCAUCACUCGGCCCUCUGAGGAAAAUAUCAGUGGCUGUAUUAGCCUUAACUUUUGUUACAGCAAUGUCUGGCGGUAUGGUGGCUGGUCUCGAUGCCGGUUGGAUAUACAAUACGUUUCCUAAAAUGGGUGAAAAUUGGUUCCCAAGUUCCCGUGAAUUAAUGGAUCCGCAGUUUGCUCGUAAGGAGGAUAAUAGUGACAUUUGGUGGAGGAACAUGCUUGAAAAUCCAACGACAGUUCAAUUAAAUCACAGAAUUUUGGCUAUCACAACUUUUUGCUCAGUAUUUGCCUUGCACAUGUAUUGCAGCAGGCACAAGAGUAUCAUCCCUAAAUCUGCUGAUCGCACCGUGAAGGCGAUGAUGGGCCUCGUUACAAUACAGGCCGGUCUAGGUAUAGCAACAUUGGUUUAUUUGGUUCCUAUCUCGCUCGCAUCACUUCAUCAAGCCGGCUCACUCGCUUUAUUUACCAGCGCAAUCAUCUUUGUUGCACAAUUGAAGAAGGUGAGGAUACCAACGAAAAUACUGAUUAGUGGGCUCUAUGUUCAGCAAUUGAAAAAAUCUGGAAGCAAAAUUAUAACGGAGGCUUCAAAAUUGGCUAAAUGA
This is a messenger RNA of Zygotorulaspora mrakii, 1443 nucleotides long. RefSeq names its product Cox15p (gene COX15). Gene Ontology annotation, molecular function: oxidoreductase activity, acting on NAD(P)H, heme protein as acceptor. Bases 1 to 1443 code for a protein of 480 amino acids. Lineage: Eukaryota; Fungi; Ascomycota; Saccharomycetes; Saccharomycetales; Saccharomycetaceae. Gene Ontology annotation, biological process: heme A biosynthetic process. The record is from RefSeq and is a predicted model, not a curated record. Gene Ontology annotation, cellular component: mitochondrial inner membrane. The transcript has a single exon.